This is a messenger RNA of Tachysurus fulvidraco (yellow catfish), 1595 nucleotides long. It is a transcript of the gene nsg2, whose product is annotated as neuronal vesicle trafficking associated 2. The record is from RefSeq and is a predicted model, not a curated record. Gene Ontology annotation, biological process: G protein-coupled dopamine receptor signaling pathway; clathrin coat assembly; endosomal transport. The coding region runs from base 219 to 767 and encodes 182 amino acids. NCBI's taxonomy places the organism in Eukaryota, Metazoa, Chordata, Actinopteri, Siluriformes, Bagridae. Gene Ontology annotation, molecular function: clathrin light chain binding. Gene Ontology annotation, cellular component: endosome; membrane. The transcript is spliced from 5 exons.
CGGUGUCGCUUCGAUUACGCGCGAUGUGCUGAAGAGACGCUGUGCGGCUGAAGCGGAGUGUAGAGUCUCUCACCUCCUCCAUACUGCCUCCUUUAUACUGCCUCCUUUAAUACUGCCUCCUUUAUACUGCCUCCUUCCUCGGCACGUCUCCGCCCGACCGCGUUCAACAAAAAGACGGCUGAUUUUUGGCCGCUAAAAAGGGAAAUUAUUGAAUAAAGAUGGUUAAACUUGGGAGUAAUCUACAGGACAAAGGGAUUAAAGAGGUGAGUGUUGAAGAUGGAUUUCAGACUGUUCCCCUUAUCACGCCCUUGGAUGUUACAAAUCUUCAGUGCCAAGCUCCAGACAAGGUGGUGGUAAAGACACGAACUGAAUACCAGAAAGAGCAGAAGAACAAGGCCAAGAUGAAGAUGCCUAAGGUGGAGGAGUACACCAUAAGCUUUACUGAUGGGGUGUCAGAGAGACUGAAGGUCACCAUACUAAUUGUUCUGGCUUUGGCUUUUCUUGCCUGCAUAGUGUUCUUAGUGGUGUACAAGGCAUUCACUUAUGACCACACCUGCCCAGAUGGCUUUGUGUACAAGCACAAGCGAUGCAUCCCAGCUUCCCUGGAGGCCUACUAUACCGCACAGGAUGCUCACUCUCGUGGUCGCUUCUACACAGUGAUCAGCCACUACAGCAGCAUGGCUAAGCAGACCAUGUCACGCUCUGUCUCUCCAUGGCUUCCAAAUGUCCAGCACGAUGACAAACCACCCAAUACUGACAGCCAGUGAGACUGUAAAUGCGGAUUCUACAUCGGCCAAGUCUGCUUUUCCCCAUCUGACUUACCUGACACUUUUCUCCAUUUCUACUGUACUAUUUAAUUUUUUACUCAUAUAGUUCAUUUGUAUGAGUUAUUUAUUUAUGACUACCUGUAUUGUACAAUUUCUGGUCUUAUUGUAUUUAAUAUCAGAUAGUUAUUUGUACAAAGCCUUGCGUCUGUGACGCAUGUCAAAAGUAAACGUCCCACAAGAAACCAUAUAGAUUCAUGAUUGUCUGAUUUAUUGUAAAAGGCAUGUUGAUACUGUAUGGGAUCAUUCGUUUUUUUUGUGCUUUGUUUCCAAGCAUAAUGUUUCUGUGGUUUUAUGUCCAGUUUGGGGUAUUUAAAUAAUAAUAAUAGUAAUAAUAAUUUAAAAAAAAAAGAAAAUCAUAUAUUGAUGAUAAAAUACAAGGUAAAUGUGUGCUAUGGUUCCUCCUUUGAGCCUAUGUGUAAAUAGCCCAUGAGAAGUAAGAUCCAGUAUCUGUGUUACUAUAAGGAACGUUGUAAGAUUAUUACUGUUUAUGAUUAGAAGACCUUUGGAGCUUUGUGUUUCACUUUAUCUUGCAGUCUAUAAUCAGUCUGAGGAGAAUUAUCCAGGGAAAAAACCCAGUGCUCUGGGAUGUAAAAUCUCUGAUUUCUGUGUUUAGUCAUAGAUCUGUGCCAUUAUUGCUUUUCUUAUUAUUUGCUGAGAGUAAAAAAAAAAAAGAAAUCUUGUGCUAAAUCCAUGGUUAAUAUGUAGCAAAGCCUUGAAUAUUUGAUUCUGUAGCCUUCAGCUUUAAAACAAUAAAGAUAUUAUGACACA